CGGCAGGAAAGAGCGGCGGCCGGCCGGACUCAGCUGCAGGUCCUUGCAGGGGCACCGAGAGCAAGCGGGCUUCGCCCCUCGGCAGCAGCGGCAGAGAGCCCCCACCCCUGGGCGCGGCGAAGCGUGGCGGGGACCCUCCCAGGGUUCCUCCUCCCUCGGAACCCUUGCCUCGGAGCGCACCACCAGGAGCAGCCAGGUGUCACAGAAGGCCCCGGCGACCCUUUCGGGAUGGCAGCGCUCCGGCCCGUACCUCGCGCGGGACCCCCACGAGGGGCCUGAGCCAAGUUCAUCGCACGUGGGAUUGACGCCGGUGAACCGAAGGGAUUCGCGACCCGUGCCCAGCGCCGCACUUCUGUGAUUGCUACCGCCGCAUUGUGAAUCGUGAUCGUUUUUCUUUUCUGCGUCGAGAGCAGCAGCUGCGGUGCCUCGUAGCCUGCCAGGACUGUGUGUCGGCUGGUGAACCUCAUGGAGAGGCUCAUGAUGAGGUCCUCUCCGAGCAACUACAACGACGUGAAGCUGAAGCUGCUGCAGGAGGGCGGCCUGGAGUUCCGCGAUGCGGACAUGCUCUAUCCCGGCGAUCCAACGGCGCAAGUGGUGUCGUAUGCGGCGGGGCCGUUGCAGCCGCUGCCGCCGCACGAAGACGUCUACGGCUCUACGCAACUGGGCGCCAUCAUGGACUUGCAGCAGCAGCCGCAGCCGCAGCAUGUGCAGGCCGCCCAAGUCCAGGACCACGAGCCCAAGAAAAAGAAUGCAAACAACCGGGCCACGUCGUCUAACCAGAGUUAUAUGGACCACCCCCGAAACUCCAUCAACGUUCACGCCGAUUCCAUGCAGGGCGAUGACACUGGUCAUGGUGGCGUGAAUCAGCUGGGCGGCGUAUUCGUGAACGGCCGUCCAUUGCCGGAUGUGGUGCGGCAGCGCAUCGUGGAGCUGGCGCACCAGGGUGUCAGGCCCUGCGACAUCAGCCGCCAGCUGAGGGUCUCCCACGGAUGCGUCUCCAAGAUACUCGGAAGGUACUACGAGACAGGCUCGAUCCGACCGGGCGUGAUCGGCGGCAGCAAGCCGAAGGUGGCCACGCCCAAGGUGGUGGACGCCAUCGCGAACUACAAGAAGCAGAACCCCACCAUGUUCGCCUGGGAGAUCCGCGACCGGCUGCUGGCCGACGGCGUCUGCGACCAAGACAACAUACCCAGCGUUAGCUCCAUCAACAGGAUCGUGCGCAACAAGGCAGCCGAGAAGGCCAAGCACCACCACGUGUCGUCCAACGGCGGCAGCCCGCAGCCCCAGUCGUCGCCCACGUCGGUGAUCACGCACGCGCCGGCAUCGGCGCACGAGUCGAGCGUCUCUGCGGCGGCAGCCGCGGCUGCCCUGCAGAGGCCCUCAUACUCCAUCAACGGCAUCCUGGGCAUUCCCAGCGCCGAGGCCGCCAAGCGCAAGCGCGACGACCAGGUCUCACAAGUGCACGGCGACUCGGCGCGAGACAUGAACGGUGACCACGGAAUCCACGAAGAUGAAGUUAAACGUUCCAGGGCGCAGUACAACGGCGAGCAGAUCUACUCCAACCUGAGUCCCAACAUGUGGGCCAAGUGGACAAAGCAGGACGAACUGAAGGCCGGCAUGGCGGAUCUGCCAACGAGCAACGGGUCGCCGUAUCACCACCUGACGUCUCAGGCGUCCCAGCCCGCGCCCCCAUCGCAAGGCGCCGCCUUCGAGCAGGCCUUCAGUCCCGUGGUGUCGUCAGCGGAUAAGCAGCCGGCAGAAUACGACGUCGCGAUGACCACCAUCAACUCGCAGUCCACCGCCGUCUACUCGCCGCCCCUCGGCAGCAAUUCGCUCACGCCUCUGACGCCCAUCAGCAUGCAAGAAGUCAAGUCCCUUGUCAACAGCGGAGCGUCGCUCAUUGAAACUAGUCCAAACCCACACUCCUACCAUCCAGUGACGGGCAGCGCAGUUGCCAGCUCUGCGGUGGCGGGCAUCCCCGGCGCCGACUACGCCUACGCGUCGCCCUACACGCAGUACUCUUCGGCAGCAGCAUACGGCGCCUACGGCUACGGCUCCAGCGGAAUCAUCAACCCGUCCUACUACUACGCCCAUAGCGCCAGGACCGGGUCGGCCGGCACGGGCCUGAGCAGUGCGGGUCCGCUCAGCCCCAACGCGUACAAGGGCGAGCGCUGCUGACACCUGCGGGACGCCUAAGGCCCGCCGACCGCGUCCACGGGACAGCAACGCCCCCCAUGCUCUGCCGCCAGGCAGGCCUCCGCCAUUGCUCCGCUGACUCGUGCAAGCACUGCGGAGUGCAGCAGAGCACCAACAACGGACCCGAGGCCCGAGCGCCGAGGCGGCAGAGGCAGCGGUGACGGCGGCGACCACCUUGCGCAGGCUCCGGACUUGGCCGCCAACUUUUAACUUGCGUCGUUCCCCGUGUGGAGAUGAUGGUGCCUGAUCGGGACAGACAGACGAGGAAACCGCGGCGGAGGCAGCCGCCGGCGGACGAGUGUGGCGCGUCGACGGGAGAACCGCGCGUCGGUGGUGAUCGGUUCCUCGCGAAAACCAAAGAUCUUGUGUCCGCCUUGUGGACUCUUUAUUUUGGACUUGUGCGAAGUACGUGACGCGCAAGAACGAUGACGACGAUGACGACGACGACGACGUUUAACGGGGUUCUCCGGCGCACCACGUCGUGUGUGCGGCACGACAGCGGCACGCCACAUUGAACGCGCGGGGCGGCUGCGCGAGACGAGGCGAUGUACAAUAUAUGUGGCCGCCCAGAGUGUACGACUACCAGGGGGUCAUUUCUGACGCCGCAAGAGCAGCCGCGUGGCUCCCCGCCUGGAUUAACGCGCCCGCGAGUAAUGUCUUUGCGAUGGCGCAAUUGCACCGACGAUAGCUGGAUAGUGUCCCCGGAUCUCCGAACUUGUAUCUGCGCAUCAGGUCUCCGCGGAAGCUCCACCUUGUGCUGCUGCUGUUCCGCUAUUGGAAUCUCGCUUAAGACGGAUUAGGGCCCUUUGUGAAAGGUCAGCAGCGAAAAA
This is a messenger RNA of Dermacentor silvarum, 3026 nucleotides long. It is a transcript of the gene sv, whose product is annotated as paired box protein Pax-5. Lineage: Eukaryota; Metazoa; Arthropoda; Arachnida; Ixodida; Ixodidae. The record is from RefSeq and is a predicted model, not a curated record. The transcript has 12 exons. The coding region runs from base 466 to 2178 and encodes 570 amino acids. Gene Ontology annotation, biological process: regulation of transcription by RNA polymerase II; anatomical structure development. Gene Ontology annotation, molecular function: RNA polymerase II cis-regulatory region sequence-specific DNA binding; DNA-binding transcription factor activity, RNA polymerase II-specific.